AUGGACUGUCAUGAGAGACUGAGGCAUGAAGGUGUUGAACAUGUUCGAAACGAACUGAGACGACAGUAUUGGAUCCUACGUUGCCGUACAGCUGUAACGAAGAUUCUACAUCGAUGUUCAUACUGCAGAAGGAGAAGAGUAAAGCCAGAACCACCUUUAAUGGCGGGACUACCCGCUGACCGCCUGCAGGUUGCACCCGCAUUCUCAAAGGUUGGAGUAGAUUUCUUUGGGCCUCUGAAAGUGAAGAACCUCAGGAAGCAAGAAAAAAGAUAUGGCUGCCUUUUUACUUGCCUUGUAACUAGAGGAGUACAUCUCGAAGUCGCCCACUCCUUGUCUACUGAUUCUUUCAUUAUGUCUCUCCGACGAUUUACGAGGAGAGGUAAAUCGACUGUUAUACACUCAGACAAUGGUACGAACUUUGUUGGGGCGAAUCGCGAAAUACAAGAGUGUCUUAAGGGGUGGAAUCAAGACAAAAUUGCAGGCGCGCUGAGUAAAGAACGAAUUCAAUGGAUAUUCAACCCUCCUGCAGCACCCCACAUGGGGGGAGUAUGGGAACGUUUGGUGAGAUCCUGCAAGAAAGCCCUUAAUGUUGUUCUGCAGAAUCAAGUUCUGAUGGAUGAGGUGUUAUUAACUGCAAUUACUGAAGUUGAAUCCCUAGUCAACAGUCGUCCAUUGACUGAAGUGAGUUCAGAUGCGGACGAUCUUGAAGCGUUAACCCCAAAUCACUUCCUCAUUGGCAGAGCAACCCCCAACUUGCCACCCGGAAUCUUCGCUGACAAGGAGAUAACAAGCCAAAAGCGCUGGCGACAAGCGCAAGUCAUCACCACCCACAUUUGGAAAAGAUGGUUGCAUGAGUAUUUACCAGGUUUAACUGCACGCAAGAAAUGGUUCCAAGCUGUACCUAACCUGAAGGUUGGUGACCUCGUGCUUAUAGUUGACUAUGGAACUCCAAGAGGGUGCUGGCCUCUUGGUAGGAUUGUGACCGUUUCUGACAAUGUUGUAAGAUCAGCUGAAGUCAAGACAAAGUUUGGUCUAUUAAGACGCCCUGAUGCAAAAUUAGCCUUUUUUGAAGAGUGUUCGCCUAACUGA
Molecule: messenger RNA, 1089 nt
Organism: Pocillopora verrucosa
Lineage: Eukaryota; Metazoa; Cnidaria; Anthozoa; Scleractinia; Pocilloporidae
Source: RefSeq, a predicted model, not a curated record